AUGGUGUCCGCCGCGCAGGAGCCGUGGCCGGCGCAGGCAGCACGGCGGCCGGCGGGGCGACCGCAGCAGGAGCCGCUCGGGCAGCCGCAGCCGCCGGCGACGGGAGCGCCGCCGCGACAGGAGAGCAGGAGCGGCCGCCGGCGCUCGCGCUCGCGCGGCGGGGACGCCCGGGACCAGGGGCCGCCGCUGCCGGGCGAUGGCGCGAGAGAGGACGGCAGCGUGGUCUCGGCCGUGUUGGCAGAGGCGCUGGCGGCGGACCGCGCGGUGCUGGCCGUGUCGGGGGGCGGCAGCAGCGGCAGGGCAGACGCGCCGGCCUCGCGCCGCAGGUCCAAGUGGGACGACGGCGCGCCGGGCGAGAUGCCCGGCGUCGGGACCACGCCGUACAACGUCGGGGAGGUCGGGGGAGUGCUCGGCGCGGCGCCGGGGAAGCGGCUAGGCGGCGGCUUCGACAGCACGAUCCCCACCGCGGGGAGCCUCGUCGUGGACCCGACCACGGGCCUGGUGCUGCCCGCCGAGCACAGGACGGUUUUGAAGGAGAUCCGCAUCCCCCAGAAUCUGAAGAGCGGUCUCAUCGGGAAGGGCGGAGAGUGGAUCAACUUCAUCCGCAACGAGUCGAAGGCGGGCGUGAAGCUCAGCCACAACGACGGCGACGCGGAGGCCGUCAUCGAGAUCAAGGGCACCAAGGAGGUGAUCCAGCACGCCGAGGUGCUGAUCCACUCGCGGCUCCAGGAGGUGUCUGGCAACAGGGCACUGGUUGUUCAGAAGGUGGAGGAGGUGAUGAUGAAGAAGACGAUGAAGAUCCCACAUGUCAAGGGCGGGUGCAAGGGCGGCAAGGGCGGUGGUUGCAAAGGGGGGGGCUGGAAGGGGGGCGGCGGCAGCUGGGGCGGCAACUGGGGCGGCGAUCACGGUGGCGGGAACGAUUUCGGAGGCGGGAAGGGCGGCAAGGGGCACAAGGUGAGGACCAAGCCGUGCCAGUACUAUAUGCAGGGCAGGUGCACAUUCGGGGACGCCUGCCAGUUCUCCCACGACCCCGAGCUCAUUGCCGCCGCCAUGGGCGCGAUGGAGGCCGGGCCGAUGCAGCCGAUACAGCCCGGACCUGUCAUGCAGUCCUUCCAAAAUUGGGGCGGCGAGCCAGGCGGCAUGCCACCCCCCGCGCCGCCGCAGGCUUUCGCCGGCGGGCAGGAUUCGAGCGGCGACUGGAGCGCCGAUCCACCCGGACUUGGUGGAGGUGCGGCGCCAUCGUUUCCGCCAGCGGCAGUUGACAUGUCGGCAUUGCCGCCUGCGGCCAUGACGAAGGCGUCGAUGCCCGCGGCAGCCCCGGCGACGGCGUCGCCGCCCCCCGUUCCCUAUUCGCCAGAGGCACCGCCGCCAACGCCGGCCCCGCCCAAGGCGUCACCGCCGCCGCCGCCGCCAGAGCCAGAGCCCUUGCCGAAGGAGACGCCGCCUGCCGCAUCGUCGUCAGCUCCUUCGUCGUCGGCUGCGUCGAAGCCGAAGACCGCGGGCGGCUUCAAGGAGGAGAUGUGCAAGUUCUGGCAGGAAGGUGGGUGCACUUUCGGCGCGGCGUGUUUUUUUGCGCAUGGCCCUGACGAGCUGGUGGGUGCCGACAAAGGGCAGGAAAAGAGUCCUGGCAACAAGGACAAACAGCGAAACCAUGACAAUAAAGACAGCGGCGCAGACCAUAUGGAGUUGGUCGGUGGCCCUGGGGGUGCAGACCAGUCAGGCAGCGUGAAGACUGGCAAGGACCAGAAGGCUGAUAUGAGCGUCAUGGACCAAAUUGCCCAGAUGAUGGGCGGCAUGGACCAGAUAGAAAUGAUGGGCGCCACAGAUCAGCUGACACAGAUGGCCCAGAUGGUCGAGAUGGGGGCCUGGAGCAUGGAACAGUUGAUGGAGCAGCUGGCUCCCAUGGUCGCCAUGAUGAGCGGCAUGUACGCUCAACAGGGGCAGACGAUGGCGUUCAGCUCCGAGGCUCCCCCCGAGGACUUCAAGGGCGAGGGCUGGGGCGAGAGCUGGGGCGGCAAAGGCGGCGCAUGGGGCAAGGGCGGCAAUGGCGACAAGGGUAGCAAAGGCGACAAGGGCGGCAAGGGCUACAAGGGCGACAAGGGCGGCAAGGGGGGGAAGAAGGGCGGCAAGGGGAAGCCAUCCGCGUCCGCGGAAGCGGAGGCGGAGUUCGCCGCCAAGCUCGCCGCGUUUAGGAACAAGAACAAGAUAGCGAGCUCUGGCGGUGGAGGCUGGACGUGA
Molecule: messenger RNA, 2238 nt
Organism: Prorocentrum cordatum
Lineage: Eukaryota; Dinophyceae; Prorocentrales; Prorocentraceae
Source: the annotation of a GenBank genome assembly